AUGGAAUUAGAAAUGUCACCUAUGCCAGAAGGCCAGUUUAAAAUACUGUAUUUUGGAAGUGCCAGUUCCUACACCUCGAAACACUUCGAGUCUAUACCCGCACCCUUACGCAUAUCCAGGUUAUAUGAUCUUCUGGAGCUAAAAUACAGAGGUAUUACAGAAAAUGUUCUGAAUUCUUGCUUGGUCACAAUUAAUCAAGAUUAUGUUGAUAUACCAAAUGAGAGUAAGGCGAAUCCGAAUCGAACAAUUGAAUCGGGAGAUGAGGUUGGCAUCAUUCCACCAGUUAGCGCCGGCUAA
This is a messenger RNA of Blumeria graminis f. sp. triticale, 297 nucleotides long. The record is from the annotation of a GenBank genome assembly. Lineage: Eukaryota; Fungi; Ascomycota; Leotiomycetes; Helotiales; Erysiphaceae.